AUGUCGCUCGAGCGCCCCACGCUCUCGUCCCACGCCGGCGGCAGCAGCGGCAGCGCCGCCAGCGGCAGUGCCAACGAGCCGCAGCACCGCGGCACGCUCGUGUGUGUCGUGCUCAAGGCGAAGAACCUGCCGAACAAGCGCACCAUCGGCAAGCAGGACCCCUACGCCGUGCUCUCGCUCAACGGCGAGACGCAGAAGACAGACCCCGACAAGCGCGGCGGACAGCAUCCGCAGUGGGACGCGCAGUUGCACUUUGAGAUCUACGAGGAUACGGAGGACAUGCUGCGCCGCGUCGAGGCGGCCGGUGGGGGCACGGUGAAGCCGCAGAGGAAUGGGACGAAGGGCAAGGGCAAGAUCAUGAACGUCAAGUGCUACGCGGACGACAAGACGGAUCCGGAGCUCAUUGGAGAGGGCAUCGUAGACCUCACCGAGACGCUCAAGACGGGCGAGUUUGACGACUGGGUCACGAUCAAGGCGCGCGACCGCUAUGCAGGCGAGGUGUACCUCGAGCUCACCUUCUACUCUUCUGCGGCACCGCCAAAGAAGAAGAAGGCCGCCGCACGGCCCGCAAUGUCGGGCGGCGACACGUACGGCGGCGCCGGCACAUUCAUCUCUGACCUCGGCGAGGAGUUUGGCCCCGACAGCGACGUGCCGCGGCCUCCUGCUAAGACUGGCCCUUCGCACGCUGGCAUUCCCAGCUCCAUGCGGCCAGGCAACGGGGGCACUGGGCAUGGCGGUGGCAUGUCCUACUCACGGAGCCAUGCCGGCGCCCUCUCGGCAUCGACAGACGACGGAGCGUCCAUCAUGCGGCCGAGCUCCAGCUUGGCGCAGAUCGACGCCUAUCAGCCGCCGUAUGCCCCAGCACGCGCACACUCGCCAGCACCACCGCCGCCGCCGCCGCGAGAGUCGUCGUACGAUGAGAGCGCCCAUCUGCGGCGCAAUAGCUACACGCCGCAUCCGCCGCCGCCUGCGGGCUUCCCGGCCUCGGGCGCGGACCCGGUGGACGACCUGCUGCGUCCGCUCAGCUCGAUGAACUUUGCGCAGCCUUCUGCGCCGUCUCCCGCGUCGCAGCACUAUGCGCCCACGACCGCGCCGUCGGCUUACUAUGCGCAGCCGCCGAGCGCAUACUACCCGGCCUCGCCGGCGCCCGUUGCGCCGACGCCGCCGCCUCACCCUGCGUCUGCUCCGCCAGGCCCCGGCGGCUAUCACGACACGCCAGCGCAUCAGGCAUAUGGACACGCGCCGCCGCCUUGGCAGCAGCAGCCGCAGCAUCAGCAGCCUCCGCCCCCACCUCCGUCGCAGCAGCCGCAACAGCACGAGCUGCGCGCGCCAAGCCCGGCACCGCAGCCGCAGCGCCCGCACUCGGCACAGGGCGGCGGCUACCAUGCGCUGCCAAGCAUCCCAAGCCAGACGCAGAUGCAGCACGGACACUCGAUGCAGGGCAGCUACUCGACGAGCACUGUCAAUGCGCAAUCACUGUACCAGUCCUCACACCUGGGCCAGCCGCCUGCUCCGCCGCCGCCGCGCGCCUCGUCUCCGGCGCCUUCGAUGGCGCACUCGACCACGGGCUCCAUCUAUGCGCCGCCGCCUGCACCGCAGUCCUUCUUCUCGCACAGCGGCGCUGCAGGCCGCGCUGGCUCGCCGCCAAACGGCAGUGCGCGGCCGCUGCCUACGACUCAGCCUCCGCCGCCGCCAGGUGGGGGCUACUACUAUGCGCCUCCGCCGCCGCAGACGUCGUACAUGUCCGCUUCGAGCUCUCAGCACUUUCAGUCUGCGCCGCCACCACCGCCGCCGCAACAGCAGCACUGGCGGCAGCAGCCGCCUCCGCCGUCUGGUCUGCCAAGCCAGCCGCCGCCGGGGAUGUAUGCGCCUCCGCCGCCGGCAGGCAUGCCGCACAGCAUGAGCAUGGCGCACCUGUACUCUGCGCCUCCGCCACCGCCGCCGCCGGCGGGCCAGCAGGCGUACUAUGCUCCGCCGCCGCCUCCGCAGCAGCCACACACGCCGCAGCCGCAGGGCACGCCGUACUACGAGCCAUACGGCGCCCCGCCGGGCCAGUACGCGCAGCAGCAGCCUCCGCCACCGCCGCCGCCGGGCAGCUACUACUACCACCAGCAGUAG
This is a messenger RNA of Tilletiopsis washingtonensis, 2118 nucleotides long. RefSeq lists its product as hypothetical. Lineage: Eukaryota; Fungi; Basidiomycota; Exobasidiomycetes; Entylomatales. The record is from RefSeq and is a predicted model, not a curated record. The transcript has 5 exons. Bases 1 to 2118 code for a protein of 705 amino acids.